Molecule: messenger RNA, 2652 nt
Organism: Neopsephotus bourkii (Bourke's parrot)
Lineage: Eukaryota; Metazoa; Chordata; Aves; Psittaciformes; Psittacidae
Gene: EYA3
Product: EYA transcriptional coactivator and phosphatase 3
Exons: 18
Coding region: 185-1915 (576 amino acids)
Biological process (GO): negative regulation of extrinsic apoptotic signaling pathway in absence of ligand; multicellular organism development; positive regulation of DNA repair
Cellular component (GO): nucleus
Molecular function (GO): protein tyrosine phosphatase activity
Source: RefSeq, a predicted model, not a curated record
CCCCCUGCCCGUGUCGUCACUUCCGGCGCCGAGCGCCGCUUCCGGGCGGCGCUGUGGAGAGGGAGGGGCUGCCAUGUCCGCUGCGGGACGCGCUGCCGGGCCCGGCGCCGGAGCCGCUUCUCGGCUUUGAAGACUGCCAAGAACACACGAUUCGAUUCAUUUAAGCAUUAAAAUAGUAAUACCCAUGGAAGAGCCUCAAGACUUACCCGAACAACCAGUGAAAAAAGCCAAGAUGCAGGAAUCCAGAGAACAAAGUCUGAGUCAUGUGAGCAAUGCAGAAGUCAGCGAUGAGAAACCUGAAUCUUCAAGCCUUGGUUCAAACCUUCCCAUGUCCAGUGAGAUUAUGACAUGCACUGAUUAUAUCCCAAGGUCAUCCAAUGAUUAUACCUCACAAAUGUAUUCUGCAAAGCCAUAUGCACAUAUCCUUUCUGUACCUGUAUCGGAAACCAUGAGCCCUUACCCUGGUCAGCCUCAGUACCAAGCACUACAGCAAUCUCAGCCCUACACCAUCUACCCCCAGACCACCCAAACCUACGGACUACCUCCUUUCGGUGCACUGUGGCCAGGUAUGAAACCUGAAAGUGGUUUAAUUCAGACUGCAUCUACAAGUCAGCACAGUGUUCUUACCUGCACUACAGGGUUAACCACAAGCCAGCCCAGCCCAGCACAUUAUUCUUAUUCCAUUGAAGCAUCAACUACCAAUGCCAGUCCAGUCUCUACAUCCUCAACUGUUGUCAAUAUUUCCACGUCAGCAGUAGCCAGCAUCUCACAGGACUAUCCCACGUACACAAUCCUUGGCCAAAGUCAGUACCAGACGUGUUACCCGAGUUCUGGCUUUGGAGUGGUGACACCAGCAGAGAGCAACACAGAAACCACUGCGUUAGCCACAGCCACAGCCACAUACCCAGCCGAGAAGCCAAGCGCCAUGGUGCCUACGCGGGCGGUGCAGAGACAUUCCUCUGGAGAUGCAUCCACAAGUCCUUCAUUAUCAAGAGCAGCAGCAAGUAAAGAGUUAGAUGAGCAGGCAAGAAAAAACAUCCCUGGGAAGAACAGGGGAAAGAGGAAAGCAGAUACCUCUUCCUCACAGGACAGUGAACUGGAGCGAGUGUUUCUCUGGGACCUGGAUGAGACCAUCAUAAUCUUCCAUUCGCUUCUCACAGGGUCUUAUGCUCAAAAAUAUGGCAAGGACCCAACUAUAGUGAUUGGCUCAGGCCUGUCAAUGGAGGAGAUGAUUUUUGAAGUAGCUGAUACCCACUUGUUUUUCAAUGACUUGGAGGAGUGUGACCAGGUACACAUAGAAGAUGUGGCAUCUGAUGACAAUGGCCAGGAUUUAAGCAACUACAAUUUCUCCACGGAUGGCUUCAGUGGCUCAGGCAGUAACACAAACCACAGCUCCUCAGUUGGUGUCCAGGGAGGAGUGGACUGGAUGCGAAAGCUGGCCUUCCGCUACCGCAGGGUGCGAGAGAUCUACGACAAGUACAAGACCAAUGUUGGAGGCCUUCUGAGCCCACAGAAAAGGGAGGCUCUGCAGCGACUAAGGACUGAUAUAGAAGUGCUAACAGAUUCCUGGCUGGAAACUGCAUUGAAGUCCCUGCUACUCAUACAGUCCAGGAAGAACUGUGAGAACAUCCUGAUCACAACCACCCAGCUGGUGCCAGCUCUUGCCAAAGUUCUCCUCUAUGGACUGGGAGAGGUGUUUCCCAUUGAAAAUAUUUAUAGUGCUACAAAAAUAGGUAAAGAGAGCUGUUUUGAGAGGAUCGUGUCACGGUUUGGCAAGAAAGUCACCUAUGUGGUGAUUGGAGAUGGGCGAGAUGAAGAGGUGGCAGCUAAGCAGCACAACAUGCCUUUUUGGAGGAUCACAAACCACGCAGACCUCGUGUCCCUUCACCAAGCCCUGGAGCUAGACUUCCUGUAGGAAACCAGAGCAAAGGUGUGACUGCAGCUCCUGCAAGGCCUCUCUGUCACUGGGGAGGCAGAAACCUCGUACAUUUGGGGACUCACUUUUCAGCUUGAUGAAGACAACCUAGCCAAGGAGAACUGUGCAGCACAGCGCAGCCCCAAGGCACGGCCUCAGGAGCAGGGACCCUGCCAAGUACAGAGGUGUCCUGUGAGGAAGCUCUGGGCUCAGCAGAGCUGGAGCAGAGACUCACCGAAGCCAGCUGAGCUCCUCUAGCAGGUAGUCUCCAGAGGGAGAGGGUGAUCCAACACAAGUGCUUGUAGGAGCUUUCUCCCUUCUGUUCAGCUUAGUUAUAGAACCCAAGUAAACACAAAACCUUAUUUUUAUAGCGCAAUCCUGAUGGCAGAGCUGAAGCUCCCUUGUUCCACGAAGCCAAUGAGAGCUGUGGGCUUUUCAUAGGAAAUACUAAUGAAAGUGGCAAAAAUACCUCCACUGCUGUGAAAUGUGUCCUCUCUCCUUCCCUGUUCAAAGCAGUUAACUUAUUACAAUGUCCUCAUGUGAUUUCCUCAGUGUGGGAUUACUGGAAAAUAGAGAAGGGAAUGGGCCUGGGCUACGUGGGUCCUUGUAGAGGAAGGUCUUGGUGUUGAGUUGAUCCUGGUGGCUUCCAGUCAAUGUGUGCUUGAGUGUUAACCAGCAGGAGAUCCCUGGAUUCCAUCCAUGACCCAGGCCAUAGAUCCCACAGAUUUUCCCUGAAC